GCUUUGGCCAUUUCCAGCAGAAAAGAAUGGAUAGCGCUUUUCCUUGGAGGGGGCUCAACUAUUGGGAGCCAUCCUGGUGCUUGAGUCAUAACUGCCCUUAUGACAUCACAGGUCUCCCUCCUCUACUCUUUCUUCCCAUGCCAUGGCUAGAGGAAAACAGACCUGAGGGGAUUUGCACCAUCUACACCCAAUCCAUGUGGGACCAAUGGAGGAGGGCCAGCCUACAACAAUUAAAGAACACACUAAAAAAGAGCCUCAGCAGAAUGAGGGGCUAACUGCUUUAUCGUCGGCAUCAUCACCAACCGUAAAGAAGGAGGAGGCUAAACAAGAGAAUAUAGUUGCGACCAAGAGAGUAGAUGAUGCUCAUAAGAAACCCAGACUGAUGCCAAGAAUCCAAAAUAGGUUUCCCAUCACUAAUCCAGAAGUGGUAAAGAUCCAGGCCUGGUGGCGGGGCACCCUGGUGCGCAGGACACUGCUGCAUGCAGCACUCAGAGUGUGGAUCAUUCAGGGCUGGUGGAGGGAGAAGCUGAUGAAGCUGGAAGAGAACAGGCGGCGGGCUGUCCUGGAGACCUUCACACGGAAGGAAUGGGCAGCAGUCAGGCUGCAGUCCUGGGUCCGCAUGUGGCGCAUCCGUCGGCGCUACUGUCGCUUGCUUAAUGCAGCCCGCAUCAUCCAGGCCUACUGGAGGUGCCACUCCUGCGUUUCCCGGGGUUUCAUUAAGGGCCACUACAGAGUCACGGCCAACCAGCUGCAUCUCGAACUUGAGAUCUUGCUGGGCUCAGGACCUUGCAUUGUGACUGAGUGUAUUCCCCUUCCAAUAAAGCAGUGAAGUGGUC
This is a messenger RNA of Sus scrofa (pig), 836 nucleotides long. RefSeq names its product IQ motif containing F1 (gene IQCF1). NCBI's taxonomy places the organism in Eukaryota, Metazoa, Chordata, Mammalia, Artiodactyla, Suidae. Gene Ontology annotation, molecular function: calmodulin binding. The record is from RefSeq and is a predicted model, not a curated record.